AAUGCUUUAAAAGAAGGGGGUUGAGAAGUGCACCUCAAAGACCCUGAUCGAAAGAGAAAUAUCUUCACAGAAAGAAAAAAAAAAACAUGCUGCUGCUUCAGUCUGUGAUCUUGGCCAUGUCCCUUGUGACCGCCACAGCAUUUCCAGUUCAGCAAGAUACAGCCAGUCAAGAAGAAGUGUGGAGUGUCCAGGAGGAAAUCGCAAACCUGGCUAUUGAUAAAGCAGACGUCACCAAAGAGUUCAAUGGGAUGUGGAAGAGCCACGUGGUGAGCAGUGACCUGUACGCACAGAACGCUCAGAACCCCAUGGCAACUGAGCUGAGACGCAAGCUGAGCCAGGAGUCUGAGCGACUGCGGGCUCGUCUCAGGCAGGAGCUGUUGGAGCUCAGGCAGCGGCUGUCUCCUUACCCCACCCACCCGCAGCUCACCCCAGCUAACGUCCGUGAGCUCCUGGCCCCCUUCACAAAGCAGCUCCAGAAGGCCUUGGACUCCAACACCCAGGAGCUCUGCGGUCAGCUCAGCCUGAACCUUCAGGGUCUUCCGGAUCUCCAGGCUGAUGGAUCUGCAUCCUAUCUAGAGGUGGUGGAGAAGAUUGGUCAAGCUCUAGAUGAGAGUCAUCGAAGAAGAACCGCUGCCUUUGAGGACUUUAAAACGAAAGCGUUUGAGGCGGUCGAAGAGGACCGAGACGGCAGCAAGAAGGAGCUGUGGGAGGAGGUGACCGCCAGGCUGGGUCAGGAAAUUGUUUCAUUCAGCCUGGAGGUGCAAGGCAAAGUGGCGGCACUGAAAGUCUCACUGGCGGGUCUCCUGACUUCAUCAGAGCCACCAAGAGCCGAAGCAGCUUCCAAGGUGCUCCAGUUCUGCCAGAGUUCCUCAGCUCAGAAUGAGAAGUUUAUCACUAAUUUGGAGCAGCAAAUAGCCAAGCUUGAGGAACAGCAAAGUCAUGGGGAUCCAUCAAGUCACAUCAGUAUUGAAUCCAUACAAGAGGAUUUCUCCACCAGACUGAAUGCAUUACUCCAGGACAUUGUGCACACUCUGAAUUAGAGAGAGUAUAAUCGCUGUAGUGUAAAUAGACUUGUACAGUACAGAAUUAUUGAAUUAUUAUCUUUUAUAUCCUUUCAUAAAUGUGCCUUUUAUACAGUAAAAAAAAACUGGUUUGUAGAUUGCAAGAAACAACAACAGUCUAUUUUUGACAUGCAGGUUUAUUGAAAUAAUUUUGUUUGGACGUAUAAAUGGUCAUACAUAGAUAUGUAUAAAGUGUUCUAUUUUAAAAAUACAUGUGUAUAUACAGUAGUUAAAAUUUGUAUAUAUCAUUCAGUGAUUGUCAUGUUGUAAAAUCAAGUCAAUAAAACCCUUGAACAUUCUCUUAUA
Messenger RNA from Colossoma macropomum (tambaqui), 1367 nucleotides. RefSeq lists its product as uncharacterized. The record is from RefSeq and is a predicted model, not a curated record. NCBI's taxonomy places the organism in Eukaryota, Metazoa, Chordata, Actinopteri, Characiformes, Serrasalmidae.